GUUCUGCACACUACCAUAUGCACUGGAACGGAUACCGCGGCCAGACUACAUUUUUUUUUCUCUGGCAAAACAAUAUGCAACAGUUAGCAACUGUAUGUCUCAUGUGUUGUCUUUGUCAGGGAAAGGUUUAGAAUAAUUGUAUUAAUAGGCUACCCAUGUGGGAAUUUCCAGUUGUCUCUGCAAUAAGUGUUUUUUUUUCAUAUUGUGCGAACGUGAUGCACACGGCAGCAUUACACUGUAGCGUUGCACCAUCUGCAAAACAAAUGCAACUAUAACUUUUGAAGAAGGAGCAAUAUGUUUUAUAUGUAACGAUAUACCUCGCCUGCAUUUAUUUUGUGAAGGUUGGAAACUGUUUCUUAAAUACGUCUUUGUUCCUGCAAAACCGAGGGCACACGAUGCAGGUCUUUUUGGCGGCGGCUGUUUUACUUUCUAUCCAAGACUUCGUCGGCGCCGAGCCCAUCAGACCCAAAUGCCCGGACCGCUGUGACGUGAGCAGAUGCCCCAGCCCGGGCUGCCCCAGCGGCUACGUCCCGGACCGCUGCAACUGCUGCCUGGUGUGCGCUAACGGCGAAGGAGACGCCUGCGGCCGGAAGGACGACUUGCCGUGCGGCGACGGUCUCGAGUGCAAGCAUCCCGCUAGCAAGCGACUCUCGAAGGGCGUCUGCCGGUGCAAGAUGGGUUACAAAGUCUGCGCCAGUGACGGCAACACGUACGGCAACGUGUGCCAACUGAAGGCGGUGAGCAGGAAGUCCCUGCAGCAAGGUCUGCCCGCUAUCACCCAGGUGCAGAAAGGACCGUGCGAGUCCCCCACAGGUCCUUCACACCCGAACAGUCCCAGGUACAAGUUUAACUUCAUCGCCGAUGUCGUGGAGAAGAUUGCCCCUGCAGUGGUUCAUAUAGAGCUCUUCCUCAGGCACCCUCUCUUUGGCCGGAACGUUCCUCUGUCCAGUGGCUCUGGCUUCGUUGUGUCUGAGACGGGUCUGAUCGUGACCAACGCCCACGUGGUGUCCAGCACAACGCCCGUUUCCGGGCAACAGCAGCUCAAAGUGCAGAUGCACAACGGGGAGGCCCACGAGGCCACAAUUACAGACAUCGACAAGAAGUCCGACAUCGCCACCAUCAAAAUCAACCCACAGAAAAAGCUGGGGGUGCUGUUGCUCGGGCACUCAGCAGACCUGCGGCCGGGGGAGUUUGUGGUGGCCAUCGGCAGCCCCUUCGCCCUGCAGAACACCGUCACCACCGGCAUCGUCAGCACCGCGCAGCGCGACGGCAAGGAGCUCGGCAUCCGCGACUCCGACAUGGACUACAUCCAGACCGACGCCAUCAUCAACUAUGGAAACUCUGGCGGACCCCUUGUAAAUCUGGAUGGAGAGGUGAUUGGGAUCAACACCCUAAAAGUGGCAGCUGGGAUAUCCUUUGCCAUUCCCUCAGACAGAAUAACGCUCUUCCUCAACGAGUCUCUCGACAAACAGACCAAAGAAGCGAGGUCAGUGAAGAAACGCUUCAUCGGAAUCCGAAUGCUUACAAUCACACAAGACCUGGUGGAAGAGCUGAAGCAGCAGAACCCAGACUUCCCGGACCUCAGCAGCGGCAUCUACGUUCACGAAGUGGUGGCAAACUCCCCGGCUCAGAAGGGGGGCAUCCGGGACGGCGACAUCAUCGUGAAGCUGAACGGGCGCGCGCUCCUGACCACCGCCGACCUGCAGGAGGCGCUGCUGGAGGAGACCACCCUCCUGCUGGAGGUGCGCCGCGGCAACGACGACCUCCUGUUCAACAUCGAGCCCGACGUCAUCAUGCAGUGAGAACGACGGAGACCCGGGGGGAGGGGCCGCGCCGCCUCAGAGCCGUGAACCACGGAGACGAGAAGAAGAAAAAUAAACCGCACCGUGUUUCUGUUUCCUCUGGGCCCGCGCGGGGCAGUGGACUGGAAAGGGUCUGGUCUUUCUCCACCGAUUCCCGGGGUCUGUACGGCCAGUAUGAGCGUCUGCCAGACACCGCCCGGCAGCUCUUAUCAUUGUGAAUGAAUUCUGCUCCCUCGAUGUAUUCCUGACCGGGGCGUUGUUUACUCCAAACGGAUCGAUACUUGCAAAUAUUAACGGUAGACUGAUAUCAGAUGUGGUGUGUAGCUGAAGUGAACGGGUGAAGCACACACUUUUAUCACCCUGUUAAAUAUAAUAAUGCCACGUGAAUCUGUAAAAUCUGUGGAUAAAAUAACCCUGUAGAUAAUAGUGGAAAAAACGACAUUGAAAUUCUGACGUUGGUUCCGGAAACCGAGUAUGUUUACUGUUGUGUGUAAAGGCUGCCGGUCAGGUUAAUCCUUCUCUGAAAACUCUUUGUGUAAAAAUCAGUGGAUGAAUGCAGAAUGACUAUUUUCAGCUUGACCUGGUUGCUGUUUUCAUUAGUGCAGGUUUUUUCAUAUACAUAUAGUGGCCAACAGUGAAUAAUAAACAUUUACUAAUCCAACCUGGUUUCCUCACAGCAAAUCACAUCAUCUGGACCG
This is a messenger RNA of Conger conger (European conger), 2500 nucleotides long. RefSeq names its product HtrA serine peptidase 3b (gene htra3b). Gene Ontology annotation, cellular component: extracellular region. Gene Ontology annotation, molecular function: protein binding; serine-type endopeptidase activity. Gene Ontology annotation, biological process: proteolysis. The coding region runs from base 396 to 1802 and encodes 468 amino acids. The record is from RefSeq and is a predicted model, not a curated record. Lineage: Eukaryota; Metazoa; Chordata; Actinopteri; Anguilliformes; Congridae. The transcript is spliced from 9 exons.